GAUUUGUGAAGAAAAACUUGUGAGGUCUGUUGUGAGUUUUAUUUUAUGAGGUUCAGACAUCACAGAAUUGUGAGGAAGUUGUAAGCAUUUCAGCUUAAAUUUCCGCUAGUAUAAGCAUAAGGUAAACCUUAGAAAAUUCGAAAAAUUCACAAUGGUGAGAGUUGGGAUUUUUGUGAGGAUAUGUGAAUAUGGCAGAGGAUGGUGUCAUGUGUAGAAGUUCACGCAAGUGAGAAAAGUUCUCUGAUCGCCAUUCCGGCCAGAAACGAUUCUUUUGCAUAUGGCUCAAGUAGCUCACAACUUCCGGUUUUUGACCAUGUAACCUCUGGGUAGACUAAAAACAUCCGUUUGAAGGCGGCCGAAAUGCGUGGGUUUGAAGAGCUUAACAAGCUGGCCGACAGGGGUAAUGCUCGAAAUUUCUACGAAAAAAUGCGGCGGCUAACAGAAGGUUUCAAGACCGGAGCACACUCUCGUAGAACCCCUAAAGGUGAUUUAGUAACCGAAAGCAUACUUAAAUUAUGGAGGGAAUACUUCUCCAGCCUGCUGAAUGGCAGUGAAAGUAUAACGCCAGGAGAAUGCGAACCCAAUUCCCCAACUGAUCACGAUGGAACAGACGUUCCAAAUGCAAUACCUGUCUGAAGAACAACAAAGCGGCGGGAGAAGUAAAGUCCUCUAUCGAAGAACAACAACCAAACUCUAAGUUAUUCAUUAUUCCCGUCCUACUAUAUGGUGCAGAGGCUUGGACGAUGACUACAUCUGAUGAGUCGGCCUUAGGAGUUUUCGAGUGAAGAAUUCUGCGAAAUAUUUGCGCGUUGGCCACGGCGAAUAUCGCAUUCGAUGGAACGAUGAGCUGUAUGAGAUAUAUGACGACAUUGACAUAGUUCAGCGAAUUAAAAGACAGCGAAUGUCGUCCCGCCGGGGAAGCAGAGGAAGAGGAAUAUCUCCUCUCCGUUGGAAGUACCAGGUGGAAAAGGACCUGAUUUCGCUUGGAAUCUCAUAAUUGGCGCCACGUAGCGAAGAGAAGAAAAGACUACCGCGCUGUUGUUAACUCUUGUGAAUAGGGCUGUAAGUUUAUAAAAUGUUAACGAUUUUAGGGAUUCUAGGGGGAGGUCUUAAAAUUCUUCAAACUAAUUCCCAUUUCCUAAUACUUUUUAUCUUAACAGUUUAUUCGACUUUUGAAACAUUUUGUUUGAUUAAACUCUGCCCUUUUGUUUAAGAACUAUACUGCGUAUGUAGAUCUAGGGUUUCAUAAAAGUAUUAAUGAUAAACAAGUCUUUACAAAUUUUAAAGUAAUUUAUUUUUAAUGUUUUCUUUAAAUUGGCUCAUCAAGAGAAUUACGAGAUAAAGUACGGAUGCCAAAUGAGGAGAUCAAUGAGUAUUAUGUUACGGACGAAUUACCAUUCGAUUUGGAUUGCUUACCUCAUGUACUUAAUCCAGCCGAUACAGCGAGACCUCGUAGCUUUCGAGAAGCCUUUAACUAUGCUUUAAGGCCAUGUGUCGAACAUCAUAUUUUCAUACUGGACGUUUUACAUAAAGUGGAUAGACUAUUUAAUUUUAUGUGGUUGGUGAAAACGUUUGAGGUCACGCUCUUUUUUUGCAUGGCCGCCUUUAAUAUAGCCAAGUUAUCGGAGGGCAAAACUUUUCUGAAAUUAUUUUGUAUAGGACAUUACUUGCUUUUGGGGCUGAGUGAAUUAUUUAUGAUUUGCUAUGCCAGCGAGAUAAUCUAUAUAGGAAGUCAACGCUGCGGAGAGGCUCUAUUACGUAGUCCUUGGCACUUGCAUCUCCGUGAGGUACGGACCGAUUAUCUUUUAUUUUUGACGAGUGCUCAAAAAACUUUCGAAUUCACGGCUGGCAAACUUUAUCCGUUGCGAUUGGAAAAGUUUCGUGGGAUUAUCACAACAUCGUUUUCAUUCUUCACUUUGCUACGGAGCAUGGAUAAGGGUUAAUGAAAGCUUUAUCUUAAUGAGACUAACGGAAGAAUUAUAACACACGUCUGGUAUGCAUCGUAGUCAGCAUUUCGUAUUUAGAAGUACUCAAUAAAGCACCGUUGGUAUCUUUUAACUAUA
Molecule: messenger RNA, 2063 nt
Organism: Bactrocera dorsalis (oriental fruit fly)
Lineage: Eukaryota; Metazoa; Arthropoda; Insecta; Diptera; Tephritidae
Product: odorant receptor 83a-like
Exons: 3
Coding region: 1350-1943 (197 amino acids)
Biological process (GO): sensory perception of smell; detection of chemical stimulus involved in sensory perception of smell
Cellular component (GO): plasma membrane
Molecular function (GO): olfactory receptor activity; odorant binding
Source: RefSeq, a predicted model, not a curated record